This is a messenger RNA of Xyrichtys novacula (pearly razorfish), 2170 nucleotides long. NCBI's taxonomy places the organism in Eukaryota, Metazoa, Chordata, Actinopteri, Labriformes, Labridae. The record is from the annotation of a GenBank genome assembly.
AUGGAGGGUCUCGGUGUUUCAUCUGUACAACAGUUACAGGCUUUGUCUGCUUUAUUAUCGACUCAACAGGAGGAUGACGACGAUGAUGAAUGUGAAGUAAGUUAACAGAAAGACUCACAUAAUUAUGGUAAAGCUGCACAAACUUAAAAUAACAGCAACAUUUCUGCAAAUUCAGCCCCAAAACGUUGAGAAACGUGGUAGAAAAUUUGUCAAGUCACUCUUAUCACAUUAGGAACAAAGUGUGUGAACUUUUUUCCUAGUGUGUGUAAAUGUUCAAUGUACAUUUAAGUGUUAAAGUUCUAUCUAAUUAUUAUAUAUAAAUGAUUAUUUACUAAUAUUAAAGUUCAGUCUUCAUGUUGGAUAUAAAUAUUCAGAUUAAAGUUUGAUCAAAAUGUUGAAUUUAAAUGUUGAUGUCUUACACCCAGUAUUGAAAUGAUCCUUGUUUAAUUUACCCAGAUUUCUAUAUAUUUAUUCUGUAGUAGGCCUAAAUGUAAAUAGCUGAUUAAUGACUUAAGAGAUAUAAGGAGGAUAAAGAAGAGAGAUAUCUUUAAGAUGUUUAGUAUAUGGAUAGUAAGUUGCUUUGUCAACCUAGUAUUACAUUUGUUUUGCUGUUGUUUUGUCUACCAUGCUAUAUUACAUCUCUUAAUCUGGACAGAAUGUUUCAUCUUAUGCUCGCCUUGGUCCUGGACACAUCGGCCCCCCACCUAAAAGAGAGAAAGAAGGUAGUAUUUAACAUUUCCACAUGACCCCUAACUAAGUCACUGUAAUAACUCAGGUGAACUGUCAAACUGUACAUGUGUAAUUUUCAUAAAUAUGUGUGUGUUUGUUAUUGAUUUGAAGUGACUUCUGCGUACAUCAAGAAGAACAGCAAAGACAUCUGGAGUGAGGAAGAGGUGGCUGAAGGUUCCCAGUAUGAUGAUCAUUCUGACCCACGACCACAGCCGGAGUAAGAGAGACACACACACUGCCUGUGGGCGAUUAUUUGUCACAAAUAGACCCCGCGCUUUCUACUGUAAGUAGAUUUAAAUAUAAGGAGUGUUUUAAUACCUCUGUUUUCAGGUAUGAGAUAAUCCUGAAGCAGAAUGUGGGGACAGAGGAUCUGUUCCUGGGCUUGAAUGGAAAGGACCCCUCCUCCAUGUGCUGUGACGCCAUGCUGGUAAUUAAGUGUGAGCUGUUUUGGCCAAAUAAUUUUAAGUACAACCUUAUUUUCUGACUCACAGAGCUUAUAAUACAUAAUAUAUGCUUCAUUUUAGGCCUGAGUUUUGGACACUAAAGUCCAUGUCAGAAUAAAAAUGAAAGAAAUAUCACAUUUUACCAAAUAAAAUCACAACAACACAUGAUAUAAUCACUGCAGUUUACAAAUCCACUGUUGAAAUGUGUGUACAUUUGUUGUGAUGUUUCCAAAAACAAAAAGAAUACCUCAUAUCACUUCUUGUUGGCUGAGGAAAUGACUCUGUGGUUUUAUUUACUAAGUCUAUUAAAGGUACUAUGAAGAGUUUUAUAACUGAAAAACAGACUAAAACUGAUAGGGACGACUGUUUAUGACCUUCAAAUGACAUAAAGACUAUCAGCAAGAAGGCUGAUGGUUGAACUGUUGUCAUUUUUAAUACUUCAAACUGCUGUGAGAGGGUUAGUGUCAAACCAGAUGAUGUACAGAAAGGUAAAAAGAAUAAAGUCUUGAAUCUACAAAGUACAAAAUAAACUUCAUGUGUGAUAACUGUGAAUAGAAAAUGUGGUCAUUGUUUCUUUUCAUGGUUUGUUUCCUUUUUGCAGGUGAAAAUCAAACUCCCACAGACUAAAGCAAAAGAGGUGGCCUUGGAUGUAAAGGAAAAAUUCCUUGAUCUACGGACGCCAAAAUAGUGAGUGAUGCUUUGAAACGUUCUCUUUGAUUUCUAAUCUCCUCAAAAAGGCAGGCGUCAACGGUUCAGACUACAAACAUCCAUCUCCAGAGUUGUCCUUUCAUUUAGAGUUCACGUCGUAAUCUUAGCUUUGAUUUUUUUCCUGCUCUCUUUUUAACCUUCCCUCUCGCCCCCUCCUCAGCAAACUGGGUCUUCAUCUCCCAUAUCCCACCCACAGCGGCGGGGGGAAGGCGCAGUUCUUCAGUGAGAGGGAGGAGCUGGAGGUGACUCUGCCGAUCAAACACGCUGAGGAUUUUCUCAUUGUGCAAUAA